Molecule: messenger RNA, 447 nt
Organism: Sordaria macrospora k-hell
Lineage: Eukaryota; Fungi; Ascomycota; Sordariomycetes; Sordariales; Sordariaceae
Source: RefSeq, a predicted model, not a curated record
AUGGCACCAACACCGUCCACCAUCAUCGCCAAAUCCCUCUCCUCCAGCAGCGAAGCCCUCGCCAACCUGCUCCCCCGCUACUACCGACCUCACGGACGCCGUCUCUCGCGCGGUGCUCUCAUCGGCGUAAUCGUCUCCAUCGUCGUCGCCUGCAUCCUCCUCGCCUUGUCCUCCAUCUUCUUUCGAAGGAGGAGAGUCCGUCGGUCACGCAAAAACAUGCACCAGAACAUGGAGCAGGCAACGGCUGCCCCUGGAGGAUGGGCUCACUCAUCGCACAAUCAACCACCACCGCCGCAAAACCCCUAUGAGUAUCACAGUCAGAAUCCGAACGGACUCAAUAAUCCUCAAACUGCUGCAGGAGGGUGGGUGCAGCCGGGGACUUAUCAGCCGCCGCCGUAUGAGCCGGAGCCGGUCUAUAAGCAGGGUGGUGGGAGGAACUACAUGUAA